This is a messenger RNA of Ahaetulla prasina, 1079 nucleotides long. RefSeq names its product glucose-6-phosphatase catalytic subunit 1-like. Gene Ontology annotation, molecular function: glucose-6-phosphatase activity. The transcript has 5 exons. Bases 18 to 1079 code for a protein of 353 amino acids. NCBI's taxonomy places the organism in Eukaryota, Metazoa, Chordata, Lepidosauria, Squamata, Colubridae. Gene Ontology annotation, cellular component: membrane. The record is from RefSeq and is a predicted model, not a curated record. Gene Ontology annotation, biological process: gluconeogenesis; glucose 6-phosphate metabolic process.
UCUGCUGAAGUUGUGCCAUGGAUCUUAUGCACAGUAUAGGAAUCCAGGCCACCAGCUACCUCCAAGAGAAUUUCAUGGACUUUCAAGAUUGGUUUCUCUUCAUCUCAACAGUAGCUGAUCUCAGAACAACUUUCUUCUUCUUCUUUCCCAUCUGGUUCCAACUGAACGAAUCAGUAGGAAUCCGACUCAUCUGGGUAGCUGUCUUCAGCGAUUGGUUCAACCUUGUUUUCAAGUGGAUCCUCUUUGGAGAAAGGCCCUAUUGGUGGGUUCAUGAGACAGAUUUCUAUGGCAAUGUAACACCCCCGGUAAUCCGCCAGUUUCCUAUUACCUGUGAAACUGGCCCAGGUAGUCUUUCUGGUCAUGCCAUGGUGUCUUCUGGGGUCUACUAUGUCAUGGUGACAGCAUUGCUAUUACAACUACAGGCACGGAAUCGAAACACCUUGAGAGACAGGUGGCUACAUCAUCUUCUUUGGACAGGAUUCUGGACUGUACAAAUCUGUGUCUGCUUUUCCCGAGUAUUCAUUGCUGCGCACUUCCCACAUCAAGUGAUUGCAGGUGUUAUUUCAGGAAUACUGAUGGCUGUGAUUUUUGAACAAGUCCUUUCCAUCUACACCGCCAGCCUCACGCGAUACGCUGCAACUAUUGGCUUCCUCUUUGGUUUUGCCCUAGGCUUCUACCUGCUGCUCAAGAUGCUGGGUGUAGAUCUCUUAUGGACACUCGAGAAGGCCCACAAGUGGUGUGAACGGCCUGAAUGGGUCCAUAUUGACACAACCCCUUUUGCCAGUCUGUUACGCAAUCUGGGCAUUUUGUUUGGUCUAGGAUUUGGACUCAACUCCCCAAUGUAUGCAGAAAUGUCCAACGGGAAGCCAAACCAAGGGCUGAUCUUCCACUUCAGUUGCAUCUUUUUUUCAUUGCUAGUCCUGAACCUGUUUGAGUUCUUGGAACUACCAACUGACCAGGAGAUCCUCUUUUACACCCUCUCAUUCUGUAAGUGCGCUUGUGCCCAUAUCUGUGCAGUGGCCCUGAUCCCCUACACCUUUUUCUGCCUCCUUCCGCCGACAGACAAGAAAGAUUUAUAA